AUGUUAUUUUGGAUUCAAGACGAAAUCUACUCGCCUUGUGAUUAUAUCCAACCGAUUAUAACGUCAUACGGUCUGUGUUAUUCAAUAAAUAUGAUUCCUCACCAUCAGUUGUUGCACGAUAACUAUCUCCAAUCAACGUCUUUUUUGAACCUGACACAAGCCGAUAUCAUAGCGAAGAAAAACCAAACCACCUGGACCCCUGAAACUGGUUACAGCCCGAACACUAUCCCGUUUGACGUACCGUGGAGAGUGACCGGCGACACCGUCGACAAUGCUGUUCGGUUGAUCUUUGAUUUGACGAACGAGAAUUUAGGAGACCACUGCCCGAAAAGAGAAUCCGGACUGACGUUGAUUGUGCAUAGCCCAGCGGAUGUUCCAGUCGGAAUCCAACCUACAGCUUACGUUACCGGUAGUAGUAUGCUGUCCGUAGCAUUGUCACUGAAUAUUAUACGUACUUCACAUAAAAUCAAAAAGUGGACUCCAAAACUUCGAAAUUGUUAUUAUCAACACGAAAAAAAAUUGAAGUUUUUUAAGAUCUACACACUUCACAAUUGCGAAAUGGAGUGUAGAGCCAAUAACACGCUUAACGUAUGUGGUUGCAAUGCUUAUUUCCAACCAAGAGAUCCGGGAGUUUCUGUUUGUGGUACUGAAAGUUUAGAAUGUAUUAGAGAAUCCUCGACUAUCGGUUAUUCGAUUUUCAAGAAAACACUAAACAUGUCAAAUAACAUCAAAGGUUGUAAUUGUUUGCCAUCAUGUACAAGCAUUCAGUACGAGUAUGAAACUGUGGAAUUUUUUAGGAACUGGACAACAAAUUCUACAAAACCGAAACUAGUUCUCACGGAAAAAUCAGCUGUAGUAUUGAUUUACUUCAAACGAAAAUCUGUGAUCGAUAUACAAAAAACUCCAUUGAUGCCGUUCAACGAACUAUUAGGUAACAUAGGCGGCUUGUUUGGAUUAUUUCUGGGUUGCAGCAUAAUCAGUUUCUUCGAAAUCUUAUAUUUUUUCGUAAUACGAUUAUAUUUUGACCAUCGGAAUCUUAGAAAGGCCAAAUCAAAAAUAAAGCCGAGUUUUAUCAUUGAAUCAUAA
Macrosiphum euphorbiae (potato aphid) is the source of this 1086-nucleotide messenger RNA. The record is from the annotation of a GenBank genome assembly. Lineage: Eukaryota; Metazoa; Arthropoda; Insecta; Hemiptera; Aphididae.